This is a messenger RNA of Lentinula edodes (shiitake mushroom), 546 nucleotides long. RefSeq lists its product as uncharacterized. NCBI's taxonomy places the organism in Eukaryota, Fungi, Basidiomycota, Agaricomycetes, Agaricales, Omphalotaceae. The record is from RefSeq and is a predicted model, not a curated record. The coding region runs from base 1 to 546 and encodes 181 amino acids. The transcript is spliced from 4 exons.
AUGAUCUGUUAUAUCUUCUCCGACAGUCAUGAUCCUGACCUGGGAAUUGAGAACAUGAAUCGAAAUACAAACGAGAAAGACGCACAAUUAGAGGAGAUCAACAACAAAUGUAUCAAGAAGGAGUACUAUGUGAACACGCGGGGCGGCUUCUGGACCGAGAGUUAUGCCUUCAAGUCUGUGCAAAUAAUCAUUAGCAGUGAGCAAGAACAACUCCCCCGGGAUUGGACAAUUAGUGGUGAUGGUGUUGGAGAUGGUACAGAAGGCAUAACCCAAAACAUUCUCAGUUUGCUUAUUAAUACUACCUCCAUUACUGCAAUUUGUCGUUCGUUCUCAUUCAUUCCCACCCAAUUAUUCAGCGCUGAUUCUCUUUCUGUUUGCCCUGUGGCAAAAUUUGAAGACGGGAAGUUCCAAGUCCUCGCUGUGGAAUCAAAAGCUAUGCAACUCAAAAUAAGCCAAAAUGUCCCUCCUAAACGGCAACCAGCCACUUACCCCACAAUCAAUACUGUUGAGGGCCUUGAUUUUCACCAUGAUGCUGUUCCUCUGUAA